Molecule: messenger RNA, 3934 nt
Organism: Amphiprion ocellaris (clown anemonefish)
Lineage: Eukaryota; Metazoa; Chordata; Actinopteri; Pomacentridae
Gene: kcnd3
Product: potassium voltage-gated channel, Shal-related subfamily, member 3
Exons: 9
Coding region: 382-2316 (644 amino acids)
Biological process (GO): potassium ion export across plasma membrane; protein homooligomerization
Cellular component (GO): membrane; neuronal cell body; voltage-gated potassium channel complex
Molecular function (GO): A-type (transient outward) potassium channel activity; protein binding
Source: RefSeq, a predicted model, not a curated record
GAUCCAGGUUUCCUGUAAAUGUAGUUUUGGUUCACAAUCUGCCCUGCGCAGAGAGAGAGAUAGAGAGAGGAAGGGAGAGAGAGAGAGCGCUCCUCCUCCUCCUCUUCUGUCUCUUCCCACCACUCAUCCCGAAAAAAGCCAAGGUAAGACGGUCCUCACCGCGGAGUUCUCUGUCAUUUCACCCUUCGCAUAAUGGAAACUGAAUUAAAACAGCUGCUGACAGAAAUAACCAAUAGCUACGACUUGUAACUAAACUGCUCAGGAAAGAAGGUCGUGUUUCUUUUGGAUGGAGAGUUUCGAAUCGAUGGUGAAUGAGCUGAAGUCAAGCUGGUUGUGAAGGUGCUGGACUUGUUCCCCCCUACGCCCCAAGCCGGACACAGCAUGGCGGCGGGAGUAGCGGCAUGGCUUCCCUUUGCCCGGGCGGCAGCAAUCGGCUGGAUGCCCGUGGCCAAUUUGCCCAUGCCCGUGGCGCCCACUGAAAAGAACAAGAGGCAGGAUGAGCUGAUCAUUCUUAAUGUCAGUGGACGUCGAUUCCAGACCUGGAGGAACACGCUGGACCGCUACCCAGACACACUGCUGGGCAGCUCAGAGAAGGAGUUCUUUUACAACGAGGAGACCAAAGAGUACUUCUUUGACCGGGACCCCGACGUGUUCCGCAGCGUGCUGAACUUCUACCGCACAGGCAAGCUCCACUAUCCGCGCUACGAGUGCAUCUCCUCUUACGAUGAGGAACUGGCUUUCUUUGGCAUUGUCCCAGAGAUCAUUGGUGACUGCUGCUAUGAAGAGUACAAGGACAGGAAGAGGGAGAACGCAGAGCGCCUGAUGGACGACCAGGAGGACAACAAGGAUGCUAAGCUGCCCAACAUGACCUUUAGGGAGACCAUGUGGCGGGCUUUCGAGAACCCUCACACUUCCACCAUGGCCCUUGUCUUCUACUAUGUUACUGGCUUCUUCAUUGCCGUCUCUGUCAUCACCAACGUGGUAGAGACGGUGCCCUGUGGCUCAGCGCCCAACCAGAAGGAAGUGCCAUGUGGCGAGCGCUACACUGUGGCCUUUUUCUGCAUGGACACGGCCUGCGUCAUGAUCUUCACCGUGGAGUACCUGAUGCGCUUGUUUGCUGCGCCCAGCCGCUACCGCUUCAUGAGAUCCGUCAUGAGCAUCAUCGAUGUGGUGGCCAUCUUGCCCUACUACAUCGGCCUGGUGAUGACUGACAACGAGGACGUGAGCGGUGCUUUCGUGACCCUCCGUGUUUUCCGUGUGUUCCGUAUCUUUAAGUUCUCCCGUCACUCGCAGGGCCUGCGCAUCCUGGGCUACACGCUGAAGAGCUGUGCCUCGGAGCUGGGCUUCUUGCUGUUCUCCCUCACUAUGGCCAUAAUUAUCUUUGCUACCGUCAUGUUCUACGCAGAGAAGGGUUCAAGCUCCAGCAAAUUCACCAGCAUCCCAGCCUCCUUCUGGUACACCAUCGUUACUAUGACAACGCUCGGGUAUGGAGACAUGGUUCCUAAGACGAUCGCAGGAAAAAUCUUUGGUUCGAUCUGCUCUCUGAGUGGGGUGCUGGUAAUUGCCCUGCCUGUCCCUGUCAUCGUGUCCAACUUUAGCCGCAUCUAUCACCAGAACCAGAGAGCAGACAAGCGGCGGGCACAGAAGGUACAGAAAGCCCGCUUGGCCAGGAUACGAAUAUCCAAGACUGGAAGCUCCAGUGCCUUCCUCCACAGCAAGCGCAAUGGCCUGUUCAACGAAGCUCUAGAGCUCACGCAACUUCCAUACAAGAUGAACCUUUCAGAUCAGAACUCCACUGAGGAUGAGCAACGUUUAAGCAAGUCUACCUCUCUAUUAGAGAGCCAGCACCACCACCUGCUGCACUGCCUGGAGAAAACCACUAACCACGAGUUUGUGGAUGAGCAGUAUUACCAGCAGAGCUACCUGGAGGCGGGGCUGCAGAAUUACCCCUCUCGAAGCCCCUCCCUCUCCAGCCAGGACGGUGUAACGGGGACAUGCUGCACCCGCCGGAGCAAGAAGCAUCACACCCCUUUACCGAACGCCAGUGCCCCAGCACACAUGCAGCCUUUGACGCACACGCACACACACCCACAAGGCUUGCAGGAGCUCAGCACCAUCCACAUCCAGCCCCUCAGCACCAGCCGCUCCAGUCUGAACAUGCGCGUAGAUGAGCCAGCACCUCUGAACUGCCAGAGCAGCCAGAUCACCACAGCAAUCAUCAGCAUUCCCACACCACCUGUGACGACUCCCGAGGGCGACGCUCACCUGCCCGCAGGCCCCACCCACCAAAAUGUCGUGAAGGUGUCCGCACUGUGAAAACUGGAGUGCAGGCGCGGGAAGACAGAUAAAGUCUCAUCAAGACAGACUGAGGGACAGAGGAGGACUGAGAAUGAUGGAGGAGAAGGUGUUCGGAGUCCUAGUCUGGCCCUGGUGGAGCCUGCCCUCUGCUGGUCAUGUACUGUAAAGACAUGGACUCCCUGUACAAACGGAGGAUGGCUUUUAGAUACAGUAACUUCAUGUUAGCGGUCGGCAUACAUGUGUGUGCGUGUGAGUGAAACAGCGGGGAGGAUGUGUGAGGAGCUAUUUUAGAUAAGGAGGCGAGUGAGUGUGUGCCACCCAAGUGUCACAGAUGAGUUCCCAGAGUAAGUCGCGUGUCAUUGUGCACAAUGCACCUUUUUUAUGAUUUAUGCUUCAGUUUGACUCUUUUUUUUUUAAAAGCAGGAGAUAUAAGGGAACAGGCGGAAAGGGAAAGAAAAAAAAAACACAUAAUCAAACCUUUCCCCCCUCCCACCCGCCCCAAUGACUCAAUCUUGUCCUUUUGUUUUGUGUUAUUUUACAUGUUGAUAGAUCAAUAUGCCACCAUUCCUUUUCAGGUCCAAUAUUAUUCCACGUGAGUAAAAAUUCUUUAAAAGACGAAAUGCGGUAGGUGUCUGUGAUGGCGUUACCAAUGAGUUUCGUAUUUGUGAAUGAGUGCAUGUGAAUUUUUUGCUAGAUAGAGGAGUUGUGAUGUGUCAGAUAGGAGGUGUGUGUGUGUGUGUGUGUGUUCGCGAAUGUGUGUGUUUCUCUCAGUUGAUUGAAAACUUGUGUUUCAAUUCUCCUGGAAGUCUCUACGGCUCAGUAUAUGGUAUAUUUGACUAGCUGCCACUCUGAAGGGUUCUUUGCACACAUUUCUGUCCAAAAUUCUCAGCUACAAAGCUUUUACACAAUAUGUGCCUGUUUUGCUGGAGUAAAAAGAGAUUUAUUUGUUUUUAUAGUUUUCUGAAUUUCUCCCUGUUCUUUUCCCUUUUGGCUCUUACAGCCCGACAGACCUCAAAUAACUCAAUUUCUCUUACAAUGAAACCAAAACAACAACAAAAAAAAACCAUUUUGAAUUCAAACCACCACAAUUAAAAGCACAAGACAUUCGCUGAGAAUUUCUGACACAAAUCUGUCCCAAGCCCAGGAUCUUUGUGAAUAUUGUUAAUAGAAUAUUUUGUAAUAUUUGACCAUCGUUUGGCAGAACCAGUGAAGCUGUCCUCUCGUUCUCUUUCUCUUUCCCUCACUCUGUCUCUUCUCUCUCUACAUUUUUCUCUCUCUCGUUGUUGUCCUGUUGUAUCCCCACCUCCUGUGUGAACAACAGUAUGCUUUCAGUAGUCUUUAUAGUUGUCAACGUUUUUUCUUCCCCAAACUCAGCGGGCAUUUUUCAGAAGUUGUUGAGUAUGUGUACUCUAUGUGGUUAGGAAACUUGGUGUUUGUACUUUUUGUCCUCCUUGGUGUUUCAAAGGAUUUUUACUUACUUUAUCUUCUGAAGAAUUUCAAGCAGGGAGGUCUGUUGUAACAGUGACCACAGAGACACGGAGGACGCUGGAUGAACCAUCCACAGAUCUCCGUCACCAAAAACAUGCUGUUCCAUAUGUUCUCUCGACUCCAAGAUCAAUAUAUAUAUAUAUAUAUA